Molecule: messenger RNA, 1716 nt
Organism: Cylindrotheca closterium
Lineage: Eukaryota; Bacillariophyta; Bacillariophyceae; Bacillariales; Bacillariaceae
Source: the annotation of a GenBank genome assembly
AUGGGUGUUAGCACGAUGAGUAGCUUCAAUGUAGACUAUGGUAGCUCCGCCGGUGGUUGCUUUGGAUGGACUCCUUUUGGGAGUCAGUUCAACGCCGCAGUACCAGUGGCUCUACCCAAGCAGCAUCAGAAGGAUGCACUCAUGGUGAAGAAUGAAUUGGAUGCUGACAUUGCCAAGUCUAUGCAUGAGUUAAGUUUUCAGGAGAGGCAGAACGUUCAAGAAGAGAUCCACGGAGUAUCUUCCACAGAACCCGAAAUGCCGGAACGAAUAGCAGUAUGUUUGAAUGAGCUUGACGCCCACUUGGGUUCUAUGAAAGCAGGUACAAGCUGGGAACUAGCUGAAGGAAUGAACCCAGCAUAUGUCAAGAACAAAGAUUUACGGAUGAUGUUCCUCAGAGCCCAGAAAUAUGACAGCAAGGAAGCAGCUGCCCAAAUUAUCAGAUUCUUUGAUGUCAAGGCGGAUCUCUUUGGUAAUGAUAUGCUUGCUAAGGACAUUACCAUUGACGACUUGAGUGAUGAUGAUAAGGCAUGCCUACAAAACGGCAGUAUGCAAAUUCCAUCGAAUGACAGAGCUGGCAGACCGAUCCUACUAUACUUGCCUGGUCUAAGAGCUUUCAAUUCGCUUAAAAGCGAACUGCGAGCUCGAUUCUAUUCGUUCAUGAGUGUUGUCAAAAGUGAAAACGCACAAAGGUUGGGUGUGAUCUUUAUAACGUAUGCUGUCGGAACUCUACGCGAUUCUAUGAACGGUGCUGGGUUCAAAGAGACGGCAACUUUAGCCAUGGCCGUGCCGCUUCACUGGGCUGGAAUACACUUUUGUUCAGACGACUUGACACAGUACAUUUUGACCAAAACCACAGUGGCAAUCACACCGGCGAAAAUUCGUGCCAGAUUCAAGAAUCAUCUUGGAAGUCAUUUGGAGUGUCAGUACUUGUUGUCCAGCUUUGGUAUCCCGCAGUCAACCUUACCCUUUGACUCUUUUGGCAAUCAAGUCAAGCUUGACAAGCACCUUUUAUGGUAUCAGCGGUGCCAUUGGGAAGAAACCGUCAUGAUUCGAACUCAAUUAUCAUCGGAAGACUCUCUGUUGGAACCUCUUGCGAACGACGUUUUGUUUGGAAGAAAGCGAAAUAAUCACGAGGGGAACAAGGUACUUCGCCUACUGGUGGAAAGUAGGUCUAAGGAUUAUGACACGGCCAAUAAAUCUAGAAAACGAGAAAUGGCAGCUCAGGUGGCGACUGAUCUUCAAGAAGCCGGGGGUCGGUUCUUGAAGGAAAUAGAGGAGACGGGCACAUGGGAGACAGUGCCGAUCGAUGAGGCCCUGGAAAAGAUUGCCCAGGCCUUUCGCAAUUGCCGACGACCCAAGAUGAAGCAGAUGAAGGCAGACAGUACUAAGAUUGCGAAUGACACAGGGCCACUCGAGAUCAUUGACGAUCCUGCACCAGAAGAUGUAUUGUUUGGGAAGCAGCGAAAUCAUGGUGGUAACGUGAAGAUGCGAGUGUUGGUGAAGAACCUUGCGGAUGAAUACGAUAUGGCCACAAAGCUUGAGAAGAAAGAGUUGGCUUCUUCUAUUAUUCGCAGCAUCAAAGAGCAAGGGGGGCGGUUCUUGAAGCAAAGAGAAGACGAUCGAUGGGAAGAAACCACAGAGUCAUAUGCGAGGAUUAAAAUCUCCAAGCAAUUUUGCAAUAAUCGACGGUAUCAGCGAAAAGAGGGUGUCUUGUAA